GGGUUGAUUACUGGACAGUAACAGAAUAAGAGACAGUAGUCCGGUCCACAUUGCGAGAUAAGCUUUGUGGAUGAGCUGAAAAGCUAGCUUAAUGCUACCUACGUGAUCUGCGAAUUUUCAAUGUAACACAACGUAAUAUUUCGGGACGGAUAAGUAUUCCGUCAUGCACAUGAUUAACCUCAGGUCUCAGAUUCAUAUAUUUAUCAGGCCUAUAUUGGCUCUCUUUCGUUGAAACAGAGAUACUUCGUUUUCUUUACCAUUCGCACACCUUUAAAGCAUGGAUACUACUACAGAUUCUCGCUCGACCUAUUUCUUUCCACCCCAAAUCUCUCUAUCCAUACAAAUAAUUAUAGUCGCCGUGGUUUUCACUUAUCUAUGUUGUAUCUUUCAACGUCUAUACUUCCAUCCACUAUCCAAAAUCCCGGGACCAAGGCUAGCUGCCGCAACUUCCUGGUAUGAGUUUUACUAUAACGUCAUUCGAGAUGGAUCAUAUAUCAAGAAUUUUGAGCAGAUGCAUAGAGAUUAUAAUUCUUCGGUCAUUCGAAUUGCUCCCGAUAUGGUCCAUGUCAAUGAUCCGGAUUUCUUUUCCACAAUUUUCAACAACAGAACAACUUAUCUAAAAGAUCCAUCUCUCUAUAAGCAAAUAAGCUUAAACGAGUCUAUUGUUUCUAUGCUAGACCCCCAUGAACAUCGUCUACGGCGGCAAAAGGUCAACUCUAUGUUCUCGACAAAGGCUGUAGAUUCGAUGGCACCAGAUGUCCUCGCAAUCGCACAAAAAGCAGCCAACAUCAUGAUGAAGCGUGGAGAAGAGAAAAGACCUGUGGAUAUGUAUCGACUCUCUCGCUCCAUUUCUUCGGAGGUAUUAUUUAAAAUACUUUUUGACGAACCUAUGCAUCUCCUAGACUCACAGGAAGAACAACCGGAGUUGUUGGCAGGUUUGGAUACCUUCUUGGGUACUUUUUGGUUGAUGAGGGCAUUCCCCGUCAUCGGGUGGUUGGCAAUAAACCUACCUCAGUCGCUAACCCGAAAAUUAAUUCCUGGGUUCAAAUCUCUUAGAGAUGAUUGUGAAAGAUGGGCCAGGAUGUCUGUUGCUCGACAGAAUUCCCGCGAAAUCACCAAAAAUGACUCGUCAUCAAAUACUGUGUUCGAUCUCCUUCUUACUCCAACUCCUGGAGAGCCUCGAUCCGAAUUCUCAAUACCGGACUUGGUAGAUGAGGCAUUCUUGUUCGUAUUUGCAGGGACUGACACGACAGGAAAUACAAUUACAAAUGCUUUCUACUACAUUCUUUCGUCGCCGUCGGUUUAUUCUAAAAUACUAGACGAACUAACUGCCCAUGGCAUCACAUCGCCUGAAACUUUUGAUUGUAACGUAGUUCAGAGAUUACCAUAUUUGACAGCAGUAGUCAAGGAAAGUAUGCGAAUUCACACUAUAGUGGGAGGUGUUCUUCCGCGUAUUGUGCCCGAUGGGGGAGUGGUUGUGGAUGGAUAUUUCAUGCCAGCAGGUACAAGCAUCUCACAGAGCAUUCAUUCACUCCAUCACAACGCUUCUAUUUUCCCUUCGCCCGAAAAAUUCGACCCCGAACGAUGGAUUAAGGACGAAGAGAAGGAAUUAGAAAAGUAUUUUGCCCCGUUCAGCAAAGGUUCAAGAGCUUGUCUUGGCAUGAACCUUGCAAAUCAAGAAAUAUAUGUAGUGAUUGCGCUUUUCUGUGCCCGGUUUGAAAUAGAGCUCUAUGAUACAGACUCAAGGAGUAUGGAGUGGGCAGAUCGUGGAAAUACGGUCAAUCGAUCGCCUGUCAAAUUGCUUGUUAAGCGUGAUAGAUGGGCCAAUAACUAGUGAAUAUAAUUGGGAUCGCUGAACUUCUUCAAUGGAAAAGUAGACCACAAACAAGUUAGAGAUAGCGAAAGUAUAUCAGCUCUACUAGAACAUAUUUUGUACACCUAGUAUGGCUAAAUCAAAGAACCAAACUGAAAUGUUCUGACACCAGGUUUGCCAUAAAAUUUCAGUUGAGUUAAUCCAUCCGGAACAAAUGUAACUUCGAAAUUUUAAACUAAAGUAUCUUCUACACAUAUUUUGCGUAGUACCGAGUAUUUCCUUGAAGAAAACAAAUCAAUA
Botrytis cinerea B05.10 is the source of this 2113-nucleotide messenger RNA. RefSeq lists its product as hypothetical. Bases 278 to 1834 code for a protein of 518 amino acids. The record is from RefSeq and is a predicted model, not a curated record. Gene Ontology annotation, molecular function: iron ion binding; oxidoreductase activity, acting on paired donors, with incorporation or reduction of molecular oxygen; monooxygenase activity. The transcript is spliced from 10 exons. Lineage: Eukaryota; Fungi; Ascomycota; Leotiomycetes; Helotiales; Sclerotiniaceae.